AUGUGCCCAGGCGGCCAUUCUACUACCUCGGGCUGUCCAACUACCUCGGGCUCUCCGUCUACGUCGAGCUGCCCAUCUACUUCGAGCUGUCCGUCUACAUCGGGCCAUCCGUCUACCUCAGGCGGCCCAUCUACGUCGAGUAGCAGCCACUUUAGCUCGUCGGACGAGCCCUAUGAGAUCGACGGUGUCCCUUACUGCCCUUGGUGUCAUCUACCGCUGCAGCCCAGGCGGUGCGCUAACGGUAGGAUGGAUCAUAUCAACCGGUACUUCGUCGUCUGCGAGAAUGUCCACGCUCAUCCGUUGGGACGGGGCGACAAGCUCAGGAAGUUCUGGCACUGGUAUCCUCUCUUUGAGGCCCCAGAACAUAUCAUGCUCCUCUCAGACAACUCUUGGACUCCUCUAUCCUCGCCCGCAUCAUCUACUCCCGCACGUUCUCCCGCUACCACUAUCCCACUACCAGCUCUUUCUAUUCCUCAAAGUACCCCAUCGGCACCUCCCACUUCGGCUGCUAGUCAGCCAGUACCUCCUUCCCGUACCUAUCCUCCCCUUGGACCCUUCGUGGCCGGUGCCCUCAAGUGUAUUUGGGAAGGCGGCUGCACCAAAUCGGCGCCGAACCAGCGGAACUCACGCUGCUCCAAGACGAUGUGCAAAAAGCAUUGUAUUGCUGCUGACCACAUGGGGUGCUCGACGGCCAAGGACCAUAACCCUGAGAGCGCUGGCAAGCUUCAGAAGGCGACUCUGGCUGCGCAAGUCACUUCUUCCUCGUCAUCUGCACUCCCGCCCUCUGCUCCUGCGUUGUCCAUACCUAUGGCUCGCCCUCCGUCUAUGCAUGUCAGGUAA
This is a messenger RNA of Coniophora puteana RWD-64-598 SS2, 840 nucleotides long. RefSeq lists its product as uncharacterized. The transcript is spliced from 2 exons. NCBI's taxonomy places the organism in Eukaryota, Fungi, Basidiomycota, Agaricomycetes, Boletales, Coniophoraceae. Bases 1 to 840 code for a protein of 279 amino acids. The record is from RefSeq and is a predicted model, not a curated record.